CAUCCCUCCGACUGUCUGUGAACACAUUAUCAUGACUUACAAAGGUAAUAGUUUGUUUUGGGUUGGCUGACUUAAUUUUUUGGAGCAACUGAGAAACAAUGAAGAAUCAUUUAUAAUUGUUUCUUUCUACGUGGUGAUUUUUUUUAACAGCCUAAAGAAAACCUGUUUCUCAGCCUUACUCUUUCACCAUUACUAUCAUUUAGAUUUUUUAAAUUCCAAAAACAUGUGGACUUUUUUGGGAAUAGCGAGCUUCACAUAUCUUUACAAAAAAUCGGAGGUAGUUUUGACUUUUGCUCACAAAGAGCUGGCGAUGACCGCAGCCUUAUUCCUCACAGUUGGGCUGCUGCUCUCUUAUAUCAGGUAUUUUCAUGGGCAUAAGCUCAGACUCUCUCAGGUGUUACAUUUGCCUCUGAGCCUCCUGUCUUUAGUCCCUGUUAUCAACCACUUAAUCCCUCAAACUUCAACACAGAGGAGCGAGAGAGCGGAGAACAACUGCACAAAGCGUCGGAGAACGAGGAAAAGAGUCGAUGCCGACACCUCUGCCAGAGACAGUGCCUCCGCCAGCAGCUCCUCUGUGGCCCCGGACGAGCCAGAUGUGGUGAUAGUUGGGGCCGGGGUCCUGGGCUCAGCGAUGGCAGCUGUCCUGGCCCGGGACGGGAGGAGGGUAGUUGUGGUGGAGAGGGACCUGAAGGAGCCUGACAGGAUAGUCGGGGAGCUGCUGCAGCCGGGAGGAUACAGGGCUCUGAAAGAGCUCGGGCUGGAAGGUUCAGUGGAGGGUCUGGAUGCCCAUCUGGUGAACGGCUACGUGAUCCAUGACAUGGAGAGCAGCACAGAGGUGGAGAUCCCCUACCCUCAGGAGGAGACCAGCAUCCAGUGUGGUCGCGCUUUCCAUCACGGUCGAUUCAUCAUGGGCCUGAGGAGAGCCGCCCUGGCCGAGCCAAAUGUCACAUUCGUAGAAGGCACCGUGAGCAGUUUGCAGGAGGAGGGCGGCUGCGUAACAGGCGUCCAGUACAAGGAGAAAGAGACUGGAGACAUCAAGGAAAUCCACGCAGGACUGACCGUGGUGGCCGACGGCUGUUUCUCCAAAUUCAGAAAGAGCCUCGUCUCAGGGAAAGCUCACAUCUCCUCUCACUUUGUUGGAUGCCUCAUGAAGGACUGUCCCCAGUUUAAAGCCAACCACGCUGAGCUGGUGCUGGCUAACCCAAGCCCGGUGCUCAUCUACCAGAUCUCCUCCUCACACACCAGAGUGCUGGUGGACAUCAGGGGCGAGAUGCCACGCAACCUCACAGAGUACAUGGCCGAGAAGAUAUACCCACAGCUACCAGAGCAUUUAAAGGAGCCUUUCAUGGAGGCGCUACAGAACGAUCGACUCAGAUCCAUGCCUGCCAGCUUCCUCCCUCCCUCCCCUGUCAAUAAGCCAGGCGUGCUUCUCCUGGGUGAUGCAUACAACAUGAGGCAUCCUCUGACGGGAGGAGGGAUGAGUGUUGCUCUCAACGACGUUCGCAUCUGGAGGAGUCUGCUGAAGAACAUUCCAGAUCUGUACGAAGACGGAGCCAUGCUGCAGGCAAAGAAAAAAUUCCACUGGGAACGCAAGUCAUCACAUUCCUUUGUAGUGAAUGUGUUGGCCCAGGCCCUGUAUGAGCUUUUUGCAGCCACCGACAAUUCUCUUCAUGAGCUGAGAAAAGCCUGUUUCCAGUAUUUCAAGCUGGGUGGAGAGUGCAUUGCUGGACCUAUUGGACUUCUCUCAGUGUUGACACCUAAACCCAUGACCCUUAUUGGACACUUCUUUGCUGUGGCGCUGUACGCAAUCUACUUCAACUUCAAGUCCGAGUCCUGGAGCACCAAACCUCGAGCUUUAUUUAAGAGUGGAGCCAUCCUGUACCGAGCCUGCACCGUCAUGCUUCCACUUAUCUACUCUGAACUCAAGUACUUAGUGUACUAAAGAGCGCAACACCUGGACUCAGACAGACCCGAUCCCAAAGUCAGGUCUUAACAACUCUGGCUUAGUUGGACAAAACUUGCAAAAAGCUGGUAUUUGACAGUUCUUUCUAUGUUUGCCUUCCUGCUGCCGUCUUAAACAAUGAUUUUGCUACUGAGGGUUUUCUACAAUUCGCCCCUGCUACUGCAGAUGUCAUUAUCUUAAUGUCCUACUUCAUGCCUUGUUCCAGUUUGGACAUAUCAUGCAACAACGCCAUAUUGUGCAAUUAGCAGGGUUUGUGCCCACCCACAGCCUGUCCUAUAUGCUAUAGGAUUGCAACAUACUGUAUAUUAGCUCACACCAUGAAUUAGACUGAAUAUUCAAUACUGUGGAACUAUUCCUGCCAAACAGAAUACCAUGUGGAACAUGGCAUCUCGAUCUGCUUUUUUGCUGUAUAUUUUCUUGUUGAGCUGAUUUAGCCUGUAUUUGAUAUGGGAAAUCCAUCAUUAAUGAUGAUAUAUUUUUAAUACAAGAAUGCCUAAUUAUAAAUCUGAAGCACUGAUGAUGGGAGAAUAUUAAACAGCAGCUGUUUACAUUGUAUUUCCAACAAAAAUCACACUUUCCCAGGAUAUUUCCAGCCUUAUUUUGUUGAGCAGGAAGUCAUCAGUACUUUUUGUUCAAGUAACGCACAUUAUUUUCUUGUAAUGACUGUUUCCUGCCUUCCUAAGACUGUUGCUCUUUACAUACUGUGAUAAGAGACAUUUUGGUUUCUACACUCUGAGUCUGAAACCUGCUGACAGUGCAGCUAAAUGUGACAAACCCAUCAUCAGAGAACCCAACAAGGAUCUCUGUGCUGUGUUAGUGCUGCUGGAUGUCAGUAAACACCUGAUGCAGCAUGUCGCCCGGGGGAAGUUUGGCUUUGACCAGGAGCUGAGACAGAAGGAACGAUGCUAACCUCAGGACCAAGUCAGCGGAUGACGCUCAGGUGUUGUUUCACCUGAGCUGACAGAGACACGGAGCUCCUGAAGUGAAGUUCACCACAGCUGCACUGUCGUGUUUACCUGUGCCUGUGUUGGGCUUGAUCAGCCAUUAAAUAAAUCACACACCACAUAAGA
This is a messenger RNA of Seriola aureovittata, 3033 nucleotides long. It is a transcript of the gene sqlea, whose product is annotated as squalene epoxidase a. Gene Ontology annotation, biological process: cholesterol metabolic process; sterol biosynthetic process. The transcript is spliced from 11 exons. Gene Ontology annotation, molecular function: squalene monooxygenase activity; flavin adenine dinucleotide binding. Lineage: Eukaryota; Metazoa; Chordata; Actinopteri; Carangiformes; Carangidae. Gene Ontology annotation, cellular component: endoplasmic reticulum; membrane. The record is from RefSeq and is a predicted model, not a curated record. The coding region runs from base 224 to 1942 and encodes 572 amino acids.